AUGAAUGGGUCCAAACGCGUCAGAUAUGGAGACGUGGAAGGCUUUCUGGACGACCUGCCUCCUUCCACGAACAGGUAUACCUACGAAGGGAAAGAAAAAUUUGAGGAAAUCGCAAGACUUGAAUAUCACCGCCUAGAACACUCGUUACGCAAUCCCCAGUCUGAACCAUUGGAUAACUCCGACAUAUCAGAAUACUUUGUUAUAAUCAUCGACCCGGCCUCAUUCCGGAGAGACUUUUCCCUUAAGCUAAAUGUCGGAGUACGUCAAUUCUAUAACUCGACACUUCAAGUCUUGAUUUUGAGAAUGACUUUGCCCGAGCAUUCUGAGGUUGCCGGGAUAUUUCACGAUGCGGUUAUGGAAGCUUUGCGGCCUAUGGGGCUCAAUAAAGCAGCAAUCCACAGAUAUGGAGGUGCAAGCAUCAAUGUCGGCGGUGGAAACACGAAACAGCCGGAUUGGGGUUGGGGCCCCAGGCGGCGUCCUCGUGGUGUUGCGAACCGGCCAUCGGUAGUCCUGGAGGCUAGCCUUUCAGGCCCUGAAGCAAAAUUGCGCAACGACGCAAUGAUGUGGGUAGAUCCUACCAGAGGGGAAGCAAGCAUGGCCAUCACGAUCAAAGUCAACCGCCAGAAGCCCAUGAUCACAAUCCAGACGUGGGAAUGGGAUUCCGAUUCCCAGCGGCCUCAUGUCACGCAGUCCUGUGUGAUAGAGAAGACUGGCGACAAUAUCACCGUCUCGAAGCACGCUCUAACCAUCCCAUUCAACCUGCUCCUAGGACGACCUCCUUCCAUUCCUCGAGAGACUGAUAUCCGAUUACAAAAACAGGAUCUGGUAGAAAUUGGAACUGGGGUAUGGGAUAUGCAAGGGCUGUGA
Messenger RNA from Penicillium bovifimosum, 867 nucleotides. RefSeq lists its product as uncharacterized. The record is from RefSeq and is a predicted model, not a curated record. Bases 1 to 867 code for a protein of 288 amino acids. NCBI's taxonomy places the organism in Eukaryota, Fungi, Ascomycota, Eurotiomycetes, Eurotiales, Aspergillaceae. The transcript has a single exon.